GCGGAGGGCACCUUCUGAUAGGCCGGCGUUAUGAAGGUUGAGCGUUUGAAGGGCGACACACUUUUCCAGGAUUGAGCUCAAGGUGUCUACGAGUUCAGAUUCCAAAGCGUUGUUCGACAGGUCGAGGCCGGUAAUGGCCCAACAAAAGGUGCCAGUAUUCAGAGCCAAAAGGUUUGAUGGGCCUCAGCGCUUCGGAGGCAUCCGGACUCCGGACAUGAUUUGAAAAAAGGCAGGCAUUUUGGCUCCCAUGCGAAGAUAUCAUGUGGGAGGUGGGGGCAUUGCAAAUCGGAUCGGCCCUGAAUCUCACUGAUAAGGCCAGCAUAUUGUGGCGAUGCACAUGGUGCGUGCUUAUCCUUCACGCUUGGGAGUACCGGGUGUCGAUGAUGGAUCCCAGGUCGAUGGCUCUCAGGUUCGGUAUGGCGUUGAUGCCGAUGAUAAGCAAAUCGGCGAGAUCUGGUAUGAUGAUCGUCUCGCGGAGAACGAGAGCAGUGAUGGGUGGUGUGGCCCGGAAAGAGUUCCAUGAACUUUCACCAAUUCCCCUUCCCAUAUUCCCGGGAGUUCCGCCAAAUCGCGGAAGCUUGGGAAGUUUUGAAAGACGGUACGGACUUUGCACAUACCCGGCCUCCCUCACCGGCCACAUCGUCUCUAACUCAUCCGGUGCACCGUGCCUACCUAUUACAUCCCCAUCCUCUGUGGGUCAGAUGGCAGGCGAUGGGAGGCGAGCAGGUCAGGGCUCUUGCUCUCUUUCAUGGCCGCUCGAAUCUGCCUUCUGCUAUUAUAGGUACCCGUUCACGGGAUUCAUCGAGCACUAUCUCGCUAGAGUGCCGAUGUGGACGUUUUGUCGUGACCCAGUCGUGACCUCGCUUCGUGGAGCGAAGGUGACGCAACUUCCAGGGGCUAUAUCUCCCGGGGCUUGCAAGGUUGACAACACUGUGUUCCAAAUAACUUUGACCGGCAAUUCCUCCAGGCCGUUUAUUAUGCUUUAUUGUUCGGAGUCGAUGGCCGAUAAGAUUAACUCUGACUUUCGCAAACGGCCGGCCUCACUGGCGGCGGAGCACACCAUGGUGAAUAGAGAAUCUCCGAAAGGAAAGAGCUAAAGCCCUUAGCUUUGCGAUUUGGGGUCGCAUUGGAGUCAGAGUACGUUAACAGCUCGAGCUUCGCGUUCGUGGAAAGCGGUACCCGUAGGUGACCUAUCAUACUCGCAAACUAGUUGUGUCUCGGCACUUCAGAAAGGUGG
Fimicolochytrium jonesii is the source of this 1237-nucleotide messenger RNA. RefSeq lists its product as uncharacterized. NCBI's taxonomy places the organism in Eukaryota, Fungi, Chytridiomycota, Chytridiomycetes, Spizellomycetales, Powellomycetaceae. The transcript has a single exon. The record is from RefSeq and is a predicted model, not a curated record. The coding region runs from base 261 to 1097 and encodes 278 amino acids.